AAUGAGCAGAUUAAACAAGCAAACUCGGGGCAACAAUGCCGGUCUGAUUAUUGCUCUGACCACAGGACCACUGACACCAAAGGCAUUUCAGGAGACUAAGUCCAAAGCUGAGAAGGCUCAAGAUAUGGGUGCCAAAGUUUAUUGCGUGGGUGUAAAAGACUAUAGGAAAGAUCAGCUGAAUGACAUCGUAGAAAGAAAGGAUCAAAUGUAUGGUAUAGACAAUGGAUUCAAGUCCCUGGAAGACAUUGUUAACUUGCUGGUGGUAAAUUCCUGUCAUGAAGUCAUGGCUGGGGAGAGUUAUUUUGUCUGUGUAAGAGGUAAGAGCUAUAGUCACUGUUCUAGACAGAACGUGCUCUGUGUGUAUGUGUGU
Molecule: messenger RNA, 370 nt
Organism: Callorhinus ursinus (northern fur seal)
Lineage: Eukaryota; Metazoa; Chordata; Mammalia; Carnivora; Otariidae
Product: anthrax toxin receptor 1-like
Cellular component (GO): plasma membrane; cell surface
Molecular function (GO): transmembrane signaling receptor activity
Source: RefSeq, a predicted model, not a curated record